AAUUUUAAUUGCCUCGUCUCUACAACAUCCUUCAACGCAUCCCCUCUGUCAUUUCUCCCUUCUCCCUCUCUCUCUCUCUCUCUCUCUCUCUCUGCACUUUAAAACCCACCCUCACUUCCCCACUUGCCUUUCUGUAUAGUAAAACAAUCUUCUCGACCUCUGCGAAAGUAAUACUACUAUUCAUUAAACUCACCCCUCACAUGACCAACUUGACUCAAAGGUCUCCAAACAUCUCUUAAAAAAACCCACAUAAAAACACUUCACUCAAACCUCCUCUCCCUUCAACCCCCUUUAACACAAGCCUGUCGCACACUGUCAGCGGCAAACGAUCGGAUUCUGGUCGGAGCCAUGGUGGGUCCCUCCAAACCCACACCGCAAGCCUCUUUCUUGAAACGAGCCACUGUCAUCCCCUUACUCCUCAUCGCUCUCCUUUGCUCUCUCUCUUACUCCCUCGGCCUCUGGCAGAACCGCCGCGCAGCCGCCGAUGCAGGCGGUGGCGCCACCACCAACCUCCAAUGCACCCAUUACACCCCCACCCAAAAAAACACCACCGCACUGGACUUCUCCUCCCACCACUCCGCCGCCGCCGCCGUCUCCGACGGCGUCAGAACCUACCCACCGUGCGCCGCGAAGUACAUGGAGUACACGCCGUGCGAGGACGCGAGGAGGUCGUUGAAGUUCAAGAGGGACAGGCUGAUUUACAGGGAGAGGCACUGUCCCGGGAAGGGGGACCUACUGAAGUGCCGUGUGCCCGCGCCGCACGGGUACAAAACCCCGUUGAAGUGGCCCGCGAGCAGGGAUCUGGUGUGGUACGCGAAUGUUCCCCACAAGGAGCUGACGGUGGAGAAGGCGGAGCAGAACUGGAUCAGGUACGAGGGAGACCGGUUUAGAUUCCCUGGUGGCGGGACCAUGUUCCCCAACGGUGCGGAUGCGUAUAUUGAUGAUAUUGGGAAGUUGAUCAAUCUGGCAGAUGGGUCUAUUAGAACUGCCAUUGAUACUGGGUGUGGGGUUGCAAGUUGGGGAGCUUAUCUUCUGUCUCGAGAUAUCCUUACAGUGUCAUUUGCACCGAGGGACACCCAUGAAGCACAGGUGCAAUUUGCUCUGGAGCGAGGAGUUCCAGCUCUGAUUGGAGUACUCGCCUCCAAGAGGCUUCCUUACCCAUCAAGAGCUUUUGACAUGGCUCACUGUUCUCGUUGUCUCAUUCCAUGGGACCAGUAUGAUGGGGUUUACUUGAUGGAAGUUGACAGAGUUCUCCGGCCCGGUGGAUACUGGAUCCUUUCUGGUCCUCCAAUUCGCUGGAAGAAAUAUUGGAAAGGAUGGCAGAGAACAAGGGAGGAUUUGAAUGGUGAACAGACUGGAAUAGAAAAUGUAGGCAAAAGCCUCUGCUGGAAGAAACUGGUGGAGCAAGGGGACAUUGCUAUAUGGCAAAAACCCACCAACCAUUUAGAGUGUAAAGCUCAUCGCAAAAUCACCCAAAACCCGCCAUUCUGCCCAGCCCAAGAUCCCGACAAAGCCUGGUACACAAAUAUCGAGACUUGUUUAACUCCCUUGCCAGAAGUCUCUGACAAUCAAGAAAUUGCUGGUGGAAAAUUGGCAAAAUGGCCACAGAGACUGAAUUCAAUCCCGCCUAGAAUCAGCAGGGGAACUGUGGAAGGAGUCACGGAUGAGAUUUUCCAGCAAGACAGCCAACUAUGGAAGAGGAGAGUGUCUUACUACAGAACUGUAAACAAUCAACUUGGCAAAGCUGGAAGAUAUAGAAACCUUCUCGACAUGAAUGCGUACCUGGGCGGAUUUGCUGCUGCUCUGGUUAAAGACCCUGUUUGGGUGAUGAAUGUGGUUCCAGCCGAGGCGAAGAUCAACACCCUUGGAGCUAUUUAUGAACGUGGAUUGAUCGGAACAUAUCAGAACUGGUGUGAGGCAAUGUCUACUUAUCCUAGAACUUAUGACCUCAUCCAUUCCGAUUCAGUGUUCACGCUCUACAAUUACAGAUGUGAAAUGGAAGAUAUUCUGCUAGAAAUGGAUAGAAUUCUAAGGCCUGAAGGAAGUAUAAUCAUAAGAGAUGAUGUUGAUAUUUUGGUUAAAGUUAAGAGGAUCACAGAUGGGUUGAACUGGGACAGUCAGAUUGUUGACCAUGAAGAUGGACCCCUAAAUAGGGAAAAGCUUCUGUUUGCAGUGAAGUUGUACUGGACAGCCCCUGCUUCCUCUGAUCAAGGAGGAUCCACAACUUUUUAGACCAUUUCUCCUUCUUUUACUUCUGUUUUCUUGUUAAUUUUCUUGGUUUGUUUUCUUCUUUUACCCCCUUUUUUGUUUUGCUAAUUUUUUUUUAAUUUUUUUGGUAAUUUCCCAACUACUAAGCUAAAUGCAGAUUCAUUCAUCAAUAGAAAUAGAAAUUGGAAAAA
Rhododendron vialii is the source of this 2399-nucleotide messenger RNA. RefSeq names its product probable methyltransferase PMT16. Gene Ontology annotation, cellular component: cytoplasm; endosome; trans-Golgi network. Lineage: Eukaryota; Viridiplantae; Streptophyta; Magnoliopsida; Ericales; Ericaceae. Gene Ontology annotation, molecular function: methyltransferase activity. The transcript has 6 exons. Bases 349 to 2232 code for a protein of 627 amino acids. The record is from RefSeq and is a predicted model, not a curated record.